AGUGAUCACGAUCAGACCACACUGAUCAGCACAGUAGUAUUCGAUUCUUUUCUUAAUCAAUCGAACAUGAUUUUAAACGCUGUAACGAAAGCAGUCCCUACCUCCUUGAGAGUUAUUAAACCUUCCCUUUUGCAAAAUGAAAUCGCUAAAGUGUCAGGUGUCCUCGCUAUCAACAGAAGAGAUUAUGCUGUCAAAGCUGCAGCUGUUGCUGGCAAAGGUAGUGCACAAGGAAAGGUAGUUGCUGUCAUUGGUGCUGUUGUUGAUGUACAAUUCGACGAUGCUCUCCCACCUAUACUUAAUGCUUUGGAGGUACAGAACCGUACACCUCGACUGGUACUCGAAGUCGCCCAACAUCUUGGAGAAAAUACAGUGCGCACCAUUGCUAUGGAUGGUACGGAGGGUUUGGUACGUGGUCAAAACGUAUUAGACUCUGGAUUUCCUAUUCGUAUUCCUGUGGGAGCCGAAACCUUAGGCCGUAUCAUCAAUGUAAUUGGUGAACCCAUUGAUGAACGUGGACCUAUUGCCACAGAUAAGGUGGCCCCUAUUCAUGCAGAUGCUCCUGAAUUUGUACACAUGUCCGUUGAACAAGAGAUUCUAGUCACUGGCAUCAAAGUCGUGGACUUGCUGGCUCCCUAUGCUAAGGGUGGAAAGAUUGGCCUAUUUGGUGGUGCUGGAGUCGGAAAAACUGUACUUAUCAUGGAACUAAUCAACAAUGUGGCCAAGGCUCACGGUGGUUAUUCAGUGUUUGCUGGUGUGGGUGAAAGAACGCGCGAGGGUAACGAUCUCUAUCAUGAGAUGAUCGAAUCUGGUGUAAUUUCUCUCAAGGACAAGACCUCUAAAGUAGCACUAGUUUAUGGGCAAAUGAAUGAACCACCUGGCGCCCGUGCCCGCGUAGCUCUCACUGGUCUCACUGUCGCUGAGUACUUCCGUGAUCAGGAAGGUCAGGAUGUACUACUAUUCAUUGAUAACAUCUUCAGGUUUACUCAGGCUGGUUCCGAGGUAUCUGCUUUAUUGGGUCGUAUUCCAUCUGCUGUGGGCUAUCAACCUACAUUGGCUACUGAUAUGGGUACUAUGCAAGAACGUAUCACCACAACAAAAAAGGGGUCUAUCACCUCUGUUCAAGCCAUUUAUGUACCUGCUGAUGACUUAACAGAUCCUGCUCCCGCUACCACUUUUGCUCACUUGGACGCUACAACCGUAUUGUCACGUGCCAUUGCUGAAUUAGGUAUUUAUCCAGCUGUCGAUCCUCUUGACUCUACAUCCCGUAUCAUGGAUCCUAAUAUUAUUGGCGCAGAACAUUAUAAUAUCGCCCGUGAUGUACAGAAGAUCCUUCAAGAUUAUAAAUCACUACAAGAUAUCAUUGCAAUUUUGGGUAUGGACGAAUUGUCAGAGGAAGACAAGCUGACAGUUGCACGUGCGCGUAAAAUUCAAAGAUUUUUGUCCCAACCAUUCCAGGUGAGAGAAAACAUACAUUAUAAGUGUGUUAAAUGUUUCACUAGGUAGUUUUGGCUUCCUAGC
Acromyrmex echinatior (Panamanian leafcutter ant) is the source of this 1518-nucleotide messenger RNA. It is a transcript of the gene ATPsynbeta, whose product is annotated as ATP synthase, beta subunit. The record is from RefSeq and is a predicted model, not a curated record. Gene Ontology annotation, cellular component: proton-transporting ATP synthase complex. Gene Ontology annotation, biological process: proton motive force-driven mitochondrial ATP synthesis; proton transmembrane transport. NCBI's taxonomy places the organism in Eukaryota, Metazoa, Arthropoda, Insecta, Hymenoptera, Formicidae. Gene Ontology annotation, molecular function: ATP hydrolysis activity; proton-transporting ATP synthase activity, rotational mechanism; ATP binding.